Molecule: messenger RNA, 1573 nt
Organism: Sabethes cyaneus
Lineage: Eukaryota; Metazoa; Arthropoda; Insecta; Diptera; Culicidae
Product: glyoxalase domain-containing protein 4
Exons: 3
Coding region: 186-1046 (286 amino acids)
Source: RefSeq, a predicted model, not a curated record
UCAGUCUUGUCUACUAAGACGUUCACAUCGUUCACAUAGAAGUAGUGUUGCAAUUGUUGCAGUUGAGUGAUUUAGAUCUUAUCUCCGUAUUUUAUUCAUAAGUGUCUUGGGAUUACCUUAUUAAUUACCAAUUGUUAUUCUGGAGUUCAGUAUUUUUUUAGUUUUUAUUUAAAACAAAAACAGGCAUGAUUUCCGCUAGGGCAUUGCAUUACGUCUUCAAAAUCGGAAACCGAGCAAAGAAUGCUCACUUUUUCCGUGACGUUCUCGGAAUGCAGGUUUUGCGCCAUGAGGAAUUUACCCAAGGGUGUGAUGCUGCUUGCAAUGGACCGUACGACAACCGCUGGAGUAAAACAAUGAUCGGAUACGGACCGGAAUCCUCUCAUUUUGUCUUGGAAUUAACCUACAAUUAUGGCGUUAAAGAAUACGCCUUGGGAAACGACUUCGGAGGCGUUACCAUCCGCUCAACCGACGUAAUCGAACGUGCCAAGCGGGUGAAUUAUCCUAUGACACAGGAAGGAAACCAAUUCGUGCUGAUAUCGCCGGACGGGUACAAGUUUUUCGUCACCAACGAAGGCGGUCUGGCCGAUAAGAGUGAUCCGGUGCGAAAAGUUACACUAAAUUGUACCGACCUUAAUCGAUCGGUUCAAUACUGGCACGAAACGUUGCAGAUGAAGCAGAUCGCCAGGAACGAUUCUUCCGUCCAGCUGACCUAUCAUGAUGGAGGGUUCGUUUUGGAGUUGGUUCAGAUUCCAGGACCACUGGAUCGCGCCAAAGCUUACGGAAGGAUUGCCUUUGCCGUUCCGUUUGAACUUCAACCGAAGAUUGACGAGCGGAUUCAACAAUCGAAAAACACCAUUCUUACGCCACUAAUUUCACUUGAUACGCCCGGAAAAGCAACGGUUCGAGUAAUUAUUUUGGCCGAUCCAGAUGGUCAUGAGAUUUGCUUCGUCGAUGAGGAAGGAUUUUCAGAGCUUUCGCAAGUCGAUCCCACCGGGGACGGUCAACUGGACAAGUACAUCAAGAAGGACCCAUUCCAGGAGGUUUAAAUACUCUAAAGUAUGCUCACUUAAGCCUAGGUUGACUGACCGAACAUUCGACGAAAUUCCAGCAGUUGGGUACCGGAUUAUAUGGAGGAUGAAGCUGCAGGUUGAGACUAGUUUUUGGCCCAUAUAAAAGUUGAUAACAAUGUUAUAAUGAAAAGUGUUAUAUACCCUUUAAAAAGUAUUUUCAAUGUGUAUUUAGGCAAAAAAAUUACCUGAUACGAGAUUUAUAAUUAUUUCUGUGAAAGUUUUAGAAUUGUACAAAAAAAAUUCUGAGAAAAAUCGACUUCGAAAUGAGUAUCGUUUAAAAUGGGUACGAUGCUUAGAGUAAGAUCAGCAAUUCUCAACCUAGAACAACAUUGCAUUGAAAAUAUUCCAUCUGAUACAAUUAAAUUUAUUAAAUUCACCUACGGAAAAUCAUCUGAAUGAGGAUCUAAUAAAGUCAUCCGACGUUAUCUAAAGGGAAGAUUUCAAAGCAGGAACAAAAUAAGAUUCGGUUGAUUAAUUGUGGAUUAAAUAAAAGCAUUGUUUUG